This is a messenger RNA of Lampris incognitus (smalleye Pacific opah), 1129 nucleotides long. It is a transcript of the gene etfbkmt, whose product is annotated as electron transfer flavoprotein subunit beta lysine methyltransferase. The transcript has 3 exons. Gene Ontology annotation, biological process: peptidyl-lysine trimethylation. Gene Ontology annotation, molecular function: protein-lysine N-methyltransferase activity. Gene Ontology annotation, cellular component: mitochondrial matrix. Lineage: Eukaryota; Metazoa; Chordata; Actinopteri; Lampriformes; Lampridae. The record is from RefSeq and is a predicted model, not a curated record. The coding region runs from base 196 to 978 and encodes 260 amino acids.
UGGGUGGCGUCAAUCAUUAGCACAAGCUAACGGCAGCAUGUAACGCUAAUAAAGUAGCAGGCUAUACUCCUGACCAGUCGGUAUGGUUAAACAUUAAACAAGUGUGCCAUCUAGCUUACAAACCGCUUUUUGCACCAUAAUGCCACACGUGAAAUAACGGUGUCGUUUCAUAACGUUAGCACCGGUAGCGUUAACAUGAUCAGCGUAUUGGGCGUUAUUAACCCGCGCAGCUUUGCGCGUCUCGUUCAAAUAACUUUUAUUAAAGCGUUCAGCGUAAACACAAGCAGAUGCUUCUCAAAGGGCGUCGAAUCUGACAGCGACAUUAGGAAGUUCAUAGUAGACAAUACGGAGAUAGUUGGAGAUAAAAGCUUGACGCCAGAAAUUAAAUUGAGAUUGUUCACUCCAAACUGUACGUUCUGGGACGCAAGGCCGGAGAUUUGGCCCUUUUCUGACCCAUUCUGGGCAAUAUACUGGCCAGGCGGACAAGCACUUGCACGGUACCUUUUGAAUAACCCUGGAGUCUGUGAGGGCAGGAGCGUACUGGAUCUGGGGAGCGGCUGUGGGGCCUCAUCCAUAGCUGCUAAACUAUGUGGUGCUGUUCAUGUAAUAGCUAAUGAUACUGACACUGUUGCCAGCAUUGCAACCCACAUAAACUGUGAACUGAACAGCCUGGAGCCAGUUGUUUGCGUUAAUGACAAUAUGAUUGGUUUUGAGCCUGAACACUAUGACCUCAUUCUCUUGGGAGAUAUGUUCUAUGAGGAGGCCCUCGCAAAUAGCCUUCACAGCUGGUUGGAUCGCUGCAUCAAAUCCCAUGGUACGCAAGUCCUGAUUGGAGAUCCUGGUAGAGCCCAAUUUGAGGGACAUAGCAUCAAAAGGCUCCUGCGUCAACUGGUCCAAUAUGACCUGCCUGAAUCAGUUCAAGAAGAGAACUAUGGCCUGACCUGUAGCUCCGUUUGGCGCUACUAUCCUGAACUUUAAACAAUGGAGGGGACCUUGUCUUUGAUUCCUGAAUGCAAUCAUUUCAGCAUUUUCAGCACAUUUACCAUGUUAAAUAUAAGUACCAGCACAACUGUGCAAGGUAUCAUUCUUCUGGAAAGACCCUCUGGUAUUAGUUUUUUCAUUGAAGCAC